GCCAGCCAGUGAGGCAGUGACUACAUACUGUCAUUGAGUGACUGGCUGACUGCCAACUCGCCACUGCUCCUGUGCAACCGAGAGAGAGAGAGAGAGAGAGAGAGAUGGCCAAGGCUCACGUCCUCGUGCUGCCGUUCCCGGCGCAGGGCCACGUCACCCCGCUCAUGGAGCUCUCCCACCGCCUGGUCGACCAUGGUUUUGAGGUCACCUUCGUCAACAGCGAGGUGUACCACGCGCAGGUGGUCAGUGCGCUUCCGGCGGGCGGCGCGGCGGCGCUGGGCGGCAUCCACCUGGCGUCCAUCCCGGACGGGCUGGCCGACUAUGAGGACCGCAAGAACAUAAGCAAGCUCAUCGAGUCCUUCUCCCGGCACAUGCCGGGGCACCUGGAGCGUCUUGUCGCCGAGAUAGAGGCGGCCGGGAGACCCAGGGUGAAGUGGCUCGUCGGCGACGUGAACAUGGGGUGGUCCUUCGAGGUCGCCAAGAAGCUCGGCAUCAGGGUCGCCUCAUUCUGUCCUGCGUCGGCGGCGUGCUUAGCCAUCCAACUGAAGACCCCCAAGUUGAUAGAGGAAGGGCUCCUCGACGGCAAAGGCUGGCCAGAGCGGGAUGAGACGUUCCAGCUCGCCCCCGGGAUGCCGCCGCUGCACACGUCCCAAAUGCCGUGGAACAUCGCCGGAGCGCCCGAUGGGCAGCACAUCAUCUUCGACCUGAUCACCCGGAACAACAAGCUCAACGACCUCGCCGAGAUGGUGGUGUGCAACUCCUUCCACGAGGCCGAGGCGGGGGCGUUCAAGCUCUUCCCCGACAUCCUGCCCAUCGGCCCGCUCUUCGCCGAUCCCCAAUUCCAGAAGCCCGUGGGCCACUUCCUACCGGAGGACGAGAGGUGCCUCAAGUGGCUCGACGCGCAGCCCGAUGGGUCCGUCGUGUACGUGGCCUUCGGCAGCAUGGCCAUCUUCAACCCGCGCCAGUUCGAGGAGCUGGCCGAGGGGCUGGAGCUCACCGGCCGGCCGUUCCUCUGGGUGGUGCGGCCGGACUUCACCGCUGACCUGAGCAAGGCGUGGCUCCACGAGUUCCAGCAACGUAUCGCCGGCAUGGGAACGAUUGUCAGCUGGUGCUCCCAGCAGCAGGUGCUGGCACACUGUGCGGUGGCGUGCUUUGUGUCGCACUGCGGUUGGAACUCGACCAUGGAGGGAGUGAGGAACGGCGUACCAUUCCUUUGCUGGCCAUACUUCUGCGACCAGUUCCUAAACCGGAGCUACAUCACCAACGUGUGGAGGACCGGCCUGGCAGUAUCGCCCGGCUCGGACGGCAUCGUCACCAAGGAGGAGUUGAGGAGCAAGGUGGAGCAGGUCAUCGGCGACGGCGGGAUCAAGGAGAGGGCACGACUGUUUAUGGAUGCGGCUCGCUGGUGCACCGGCGAGGGGGGCUCCUCGCUCAAGAACUUCACUAAGCUUGUGAACCUGCUAAGUGAAUGAGGAUCAGACCCUCGUUGCGUGCUUCAUGCACGCACCAUUUCCACAAAGCUCAAAGGAAUCGUCUGUUGAUUCGCAGAUACCUGUGUUGCUUGCUUAAAUGCACAGAUUAUAUUCUCCGUCCUGUACCAUAAUGCGCCGGGGGCGUUCUGUAUUUCUGUUAAUGGUUCACAGUAACGCCGAAAUGUAUCAAUGGCUGCCUUA
Molecule: messenger RNA, 1673 nt
Organism: Phragmites australis (common reed)
Lineage: Eukaryota; Viridiplantae; Streptophyta; Magnoliopsida; Poales; Poaceae
Product: UDP-glycosyltransferase 83A1-like
Exons: 3
Coding region: 105-1472 (455 amino acids)
Molecular function (GO): UDP-glycosyltransferase activity
Source: RefSeq, a predicted model, not a curated record